AUGGACUUCAUAUUGUUCAAAACGGACCAGUCAUAUGUAAACUUGUUCGUAGGUGGAGAGGUAUACCCCGUGCAGCUGAGAACGCUGCUCAAUCCUGACACAUGCGGCUCGUAUUUCAAGGAUAGAGUGAUCCGAGCAGGAGAAUCUGUAAAGGUGCAAUGCACGCAAUGGGAAGGUUCACCAAACCACAUCAAAUAUCGUAUGGAUAUCGAUCGAGAUGGACUGCUUUUCAGAGAAGUACUACAAUUUAUUCGUAACGGACGACGUACCAGUAUACCAGAGAACAGAUUUCAACUACAACAAUUAGUGUGUGAAGCCGAGUUUUUCGGCCUAGAGCUCUACCGGAAGAUGCUUCGACGCCGUCUAUGGAAACUUACUGGCAAAGCUACUUUCUACGCAUGCUAUUCGGAUUCUGAUUGA
Messenger RNA from Cooperia oncophora, 420 nucleotides. The record is from the annotation of a GenBank genome assembly. NCBI's taxonomy places the organism in Eukaryota, Metazoa, Nematoda, Chromadorea, Rhabditida, Trichostrongylidae.